Molecule: messenger RNA, 936 nt
Organism: Adineta steineri
Lineage: Eukaryota; Metazoa; Rotifera; Eurotatoria; Adinetida; Adinetidae
Source: the annotation of a GenBank genome assembly
AUGUUUUAUUCUCGAGCUUAUAAAAAUAUAAUUGAUUAUUUUUCUGGUCAAGUUAUUCUUUGUGCAUUUAUCGCAUGGAUUCCAGCUUUAAUUCUUCUUCUGCAUCAUUGGUUUGACAUAUUUACAUUACGUCUCUGUCGUUUUCAUUAUGUCAUAUUAUCAACGAAUGAAACAGUACCACUUUUUUUUGUACUUUAUAUGAUUCUUGAUCGAUUUCUUUAUGCACAUCCAUCAUUAAAACAUUAUUGUACACGAUAUUCUUCAAUGUAUUUUAUUCAUUUUUAUACAGUUUUUACUUGGCUUUUUAUUAUGCUUCUUUACACAUUGGCUUCACCAUUCUAUCAACGAAAUUCAAAAUUACUCUAUUCAGCUUAUACAACUAAAUAUUGUUUAUAUAAUUAUUCAAAAUUACAUAUACUUGCAACAACACGUUCAAUAAUUUAUUUUAUUACGUUUAUUCCAGCAUUAUUAGCAAUUGGUUUUGUACUUCGAUAUUUUUAUCUUAUGCGCGGUACAAAUCAAAUACCACCCAUUGAAAAAUUAUGGACAAUACGUGUAACAGCAUUACUUUGUAUACUUGUUUUUUAUGAUAUAUAUUUAUAUUAUCUUGAACAUAUAGCUGAAACAUUUAAAUCCUUUCUAUUAGCAUCAUUAUUACGUGCAAGUUUUUAUUUAACACAAUUAUUUAUAAUUGCUUGUACUGAACCAUAUUGGCUUGAAAUUUUAUUAGAACGAUGUGCAUGUAUAUGUUGUUAUAUAACAGGACGAAAACGAAAAACAACAAUAGCAUCUAUAACAGUACCAACAGAAACAGAAUUUCAAACUGUACCAUAUUCAUCAUCGACAGGACAUUAUUCACUUGUUGACGAUAGUAUUGAUGAUGAAUUUGAUCAAGCAACAAGUGGACCACAACCUACAUUACGUGUUGUGACAUAA